AGGGGCCGCGCCCCCACCGUGCGGGCCUUCGGGCGCAGCUGCCGGAGAGCGCCUGGGAGUGACCGUGAGCCAGACCUGAUUUCCGCCUCUUGCUUGCAAUCCUUCGGUUUGGCUAAAACAUGGCAUCUCUGUUUGUAAAGAAAAUGAUGUUUACCAUCAGCAGUCCUCUUUUCCAAAUGAGCAGGUGUUUGGCAAAACCUUCCUCAAUCUCUGCAUUCCUCUUUGCCUCACGACAAAGUACAGUUCCCAUAGAUGCAAAUCCCAUGAAGUAUAGCUCAAAAAUUCAGCCAUUUCUUUCACGUUACCUGCUUCCAUCCUUUCAACCUGCUCUUGGGUUCAAAACAAAAGCUGUUCUAAAGAAACGAUGUAAGAACUGUUAUUUUGUGAAAAGGCGUGGACGAUGGUUUGUGUAUUGUGAAACAAAUCCAAGACACAAGCAGCGACAGUUGAAGUCUCUUUGAUUUCUGGAAUGACAUCGAAAAUACCAUCCAUCCUUCAGAAAAUUUAAUUAAUUGAAGAAUGCAAAACCUGAAACAAAUGAAGCCAGUCAAAUGUUGGAAAUAAUACUAUUAAAUAACAAUUAUAUCACAAA
Messenger RNA from Vombatus ursinus (common wombat), 592 nucleotides. RefSeq names its product mitochondrial ribosomal protein L36 (gene MRPL36). NCBI's taxonomy places the organism in Eukaryota, Metazoa, Chordata, Mammalia, Diprotodontia, Vombatidae. The transcript has 2 exons. The coding region runs from base 120 to 461 and encodes 113 amino acids. Gene Ontology annotation, cellular component: ribosome; mitochondrial large ribosomal subunit. Gene Ontology annotation, biological process: ribosome biogenesis; translation. Gene Ontology annotation, molecular function: structural constituent of ribosome. The record is from RefSeq and is a predicted model, not a curated record.